Messenger RNA from Cyprinodon variegatus (sheepshead minnow), 2093 nucleotides. It is a transcript of the gene nmt2, whose product is annotated as N-myristoyltransferase 2. Gene Ontology annotation, molecular function: glycylpeptide N-tetradecanoyltransferase activity. The record is from RefSeq and is a predicted model, not a curated record. The coding region runs from base 73 to 1554 and encodes 493 amino acids. The transcript is spliced from 12 exons. Lineage: Eukaryota; Metazoa; Chordata; Actinopteri; Cyprinodontiformes; Cyprinodontidae. Gene Ontology annotation, cellular component: cytoplasm. Gene Ontology annotation, biological process: N-terminal peptidyl-glycine N-myristoylation.
CUCAUCUCUCGCCUGCUGUCAAGUGAGCUUCUAAAAAAACGCUUGCUGGCAGUUUUUUUUUAAAGCAUCUUGAUGAUGGCGGAGGACAGUGAGUCCGCAGCCAGCCAGCAGAGCCUGGAGCUGGACGACCAGGAUACAUGUGGGAUAGACGGAGACAAUGAGGAGGAGAAUGAGCAUUUGCAGGGCAGUCCUGGGGGAGACCUGGGGGCUAAGAGGAAGAAGAAGAAGCAGAAGAGGAAAAAGGAGAAGCCCAGCGCUGGUUCCGGAGCCAAAUCUGACUCUGCUUCUGACUCUCAGGAAAUCAAGAACCCUGGCUUGCCCAUUCAGAAGCUUCAGGACAUCCAAAGAGCCAUGGAACUGCUGUCCUGUCAGGGUCCAGCAAAGAGUAUCGAUGAGGCGACCAAGCACAAAUAUCAGUUCUGGGACACGCAGCCUGUCCCAAAGUUAAAUGAAGUUGUGACAAGCCACGGUCCAAUCGAAGCUGACAAAGAGAACAUCAGGCAGGAACCAUAUUCUUUACCUCAAGGCUUUAUGUGGGACACUUUGGAUCUCAGUAAUGCAGAUGUAUUGAAAGAGUUGUACACGUUGUUAAAUGAGAACUAUGUGGAGGACGAUGACAACAUGUUCAGAUUUGAUUAUUCCCCAAGCUUUCUCAAGUGGGCUCUCCGGCCACCUGGUUGGUUACCGCAGUGGCACUGUGGAGUAAGAGUGUCCUCUAAUAAGAAGCUUGUUGGAUUCAUCAGUGCCAUCCCUGCAGACAUCCGCGUCUAUGACACGAUAAAGAAGAUGGUAGAAAUCAACUUCCUUUGUGUUCAUAAGAAGCUGCGUUCGAAGCGUGUUGCUCCCGUGUUGAUCCGAGAGAUAACACGAAGGGUGAACCUGGAGGGUAUAUUCCAGGCGGUAUAUACAGCUGGAGUUGUGCUGCCUAAACCCGUGUCUACAUGCAGGUAUUGGCAUCGUUCAUUGAACCCCAGGAAACUGGUGGAAGUGAAGUUCUCCCAUCUUAGCAGAAACAUGACCCUGCAACGAACCAUGAAGCUUUACAGGCUACCAGAUAGCACCAAAACUCGAGGCCUACGGCCGAUGGAGAGGCGUGACCUUCCCCAGGUCACCGAGCUGUUACAGAAGUACCUGAGACGCUUCCAUCUGGCACCUUCCAUGGGAGAAGAAGAGGUCGCUCAUUGGUUCCUGCCACAGGAAAACAUAAUUGACACAUAUGUUGUAGAGACUGCAGGUGGCGUACUGACAGAUUUCACUAGUUUCUACACUUUGCCCUCUACUGUGAUGCACCAUCCUCUACAUAGGAGCCUGAAGGCAGCUUACUCAUUCUACAGUGUUCAUACACAAACCCCACUACUGGACUUAAUGAAUGAUGCUCUGAUCCUGGCAAAACUGAAAGGGUUCGAUGUUUUCAACGCCUUGGAUCUGAUGGAGAAUAAGGUGUUUCUGGAGAAGCUGAAGUUUGGCAUAGGAGACGGAAACCUGCAGUAUUACCUCUACAACUGGAAAUGUCCCCCGAUGGACACUGAUAAGGUUGGCCUCGUUCUUCAGUAGCAGCUCUUCUCAUGGCUGCUCCACAAACAGGUGGCGGAUUUCUGGCCUCCUCACUUGGACCUGCGGGUCGCCCCGAGCUCAGCAGUGAAAACUACAAGUCAACCAACCCCGAGACUAAGUGGUGGUACCGUUAAGAACUUAUGCAGUCCACCCAGAGGGGAAAACUCUUCAAUUAUCAUCCUGAAUGUGAAGUCAUGCUAUGCCUGAGAUAUCCUUGCAGAACAACUCUGUUGACAUGCUCUCCUGGUCCUAAAACCCAACAGUCAGACUAUCCAGAGGAUGCCUUGGCAUUGUGAAUUUUGUUUCUAUUUCUUCAUUCUUUACAGACAUUGUCACCAAGGGGCUGGUAUUAAAUACAUUCUCUUGUAAAUGAUACUCCAUGAGGCACAUUUACCAAUUUACAUCCAGUUUAUCCUCUGCAAUCAAGCCACUGCUCCAUGUACCUGUUUUCAUAUCACUUUGGUCCGUCAUGUGUCUCUGCUGGCGUUUUCGGGCCCAUGUAGGAUUAGAAACUUUAAAGAAGGUGUUUCUAACCCAAA